AUGACACAAGAAUAUCCUCCCGAGUUGAGUAAAGAGCGACUUUUGUCUUUGGUGACUCAGAUCAAGGACUGGCAAGUGAACCAUGGAUCCUUAUUGAAGCUGAUUCGAACGGACAAUGAACAUACUGUUCUUUCUCAACCUGUGGGUGUCAGUUGUUUUCCAGCAAAGUUUCCUCGGGCGCGAUUCCAGCAAGCGUUGGAUAUUCAGAAAAUAUAUAAUAAGCUAUAUUGUGCGGUUGCAGAGGAUAAUGAGUAUAUCUAUAGUGCCAUUCAAGAUAUUCUUCCCAUCGAGCCCCUUGCGGCUGCGCUUUGGGGAAUCUAUGAUACCGCAAAGAAAGACGGAUCGGUGCAAGACAUCUCCGUAGGAAUUUUUCGGUCGGAUUACAUGCUUCAUGUCGAUAGUGCGAAUUCGACCAACUCACUUCACUCGAUGUCGAAUACGACUCUCAAACAGGUUGAGUUCAACUCAUUCUCCUGUGCUGGUGCUACCCACGCGAAUAAGGUAGUGGACAUGCACCGGUACCUGACCCGGAGUGGGGUUUACAACGAGGAAAUCCCAUUCGAUAUUGAAACAUUGCCUGUCAAUAAGAAUGUGGAGUCCCUAGUAUCAUGCUUAGCCUUGGCACAUGAUACAUAUGGUCCACCCAGAUCCACUCUCGCAAAGGAAACAGCUGUGCUAUUCCUUGUACAGCCAUUGAAUUUCAAUAUCGCCGACGAAAGACCUAUUGAGUAUGGUCUGUGGAACAGAGAGAGCCCGGUUCCAGCUUAUCGACUAGAAUUCGGAUCGGAUGUUCUCCAAUAUACACGCUUGACGGAAUCACGCGAGCUGCUUUUUCAGCCACCAUGGCUAAAGUCCACCAACCCAGUAGAAAUAUCGGUGGUGUAUUUGCGAGCUGGGUAUGAGACAUACGAGUAUGACCAGGUGGGCUGGAAUGCCCGUCUACAGUUGGAGAAGUCCACUGCAAUCAAGUGUCCCUCUCUCCUCGGUCAUAUGACGACUUUCAAGAAGGUUCAACAAGCAUUGACGAAACCGGGGGCUCUCGAGCGUUUCCUCACAGAUUCCGAAGCUGCCAUCAUUCGUGAGACCUUUGUUCCCAUCUAUCCUGUGGAUAAAUCUGAAGAGGGUCUCCACGCACGAGAUCUGGCGGGUAACCCUGAAACGGCGAAGGAUUACAUACUGAAACCAUCUCUUGAAGGAGGUGGUCAUAACAUCUUUGGAGAAGACAUCCCGGGCUUUUUGGCAUCCAUUCCCGAAUCACAGUGGCCUUCAUACAUAUUGAUGGAGAAAAUCCAAUCACCGAUCGCAUCAGGUCUCCUGAUGAGUCCGGCUGGGAUUGAUGGCGGGGAAAUUAUAUCUGAGCUGGGUAUUUUGGGGACCUGUUUGUGGCAACGGGCCAAGGGUGGUCGCUGCGAAAUGCUUCAUAACUCAGUUGGUGGAUGGACGUUCAAGACGAAACAUACAGAGGUUGAUGAAAUGAGCGUUGUGAAAGGAUAUGGGUGUUUUGAUACGCCGUACUUGGUUGAUACUUGA
Molecule: messenger RNA, 1530 nt
Organism: Penicillium odoratum
Lineage: Eukaryota; Fungi; Ascomycota; Eurotiomycetes; Eurotiales; Aspergillaceae
Product: glutathione synthetase
Exons: 4
Coding region: 1-1530 (509 amino acids)
Biological process (GO): glutathione biosynthetic process
Cellular component (GO): cytosol
Molecular function (GO): ATP binding; glutathione synthase activity; glutathione binding
Source: RefSeq, a predicted model, not a curated record